AUGAUGCGGGCCAUCAGAGCGCUGCCGCUGGACGUGUGGCGGGCCAAUCGCCCCUUUUACGUCGUCUCCGCCACAGACGACCAUUCGGCUGCGCUGGCUGCGGAGUUUGAAAAGGGUCACUUUCGGCGGUGCUGCCGGUUGCACACUAUUCCUCGUGCCCGUGAGGUGGGACAGAGCUACUUCCUUUCGAUCUUCACAACGCUCCACGCACUCGGGUCCUCGCUGCGCCUUAUCGUUGCGGAGAAGCCCGACGUGCUUUUGUUGAAUGGGCCGGGUGUGUGUGUGCCGGUGGUGGCGGCAGCACUGCUGAUGGCCACACUUUUUCCUUCGUGGUACUACCCCCGCCCCGGCAUCGCAUACAUGGAGUCCUUUACCUGCGUCCGCCACAUGUCGCUUUCUGGGAGACUACUGAGGCCGUUCUGCGACGUCUGCACGGUCCAUUGGCGGUCACUCUACGAUGCCUGUCUCGGGAAGCGGCGGCGCAACAAUGGAUCUCUCUUUUACGUUGGUCUUCCGCAAGACGCUGCAGAUGCGCCGCAGCCUCUGAGGGCGCCCAGGCAGGCGAGUCCACACCCUCCUAGCGGCGAACAGGUGGCUCUGGUCACUGUCGGCUCCACUCAAUUUGAUUCGCUGAUUAGGGCUUUGGAUGAUGAGGCGGUUUGUAAGGCGAUGGCGAUGCGAGGUAUCACGCGGCUGCUGAUUCAAAAAGGGGCGUCGACGUACAACAUGCGCAUACGUGCCGCCAACUUUGUCACUGUGGAUGUUGUUGCGUACCUUCCAAAGCUGCAGGAGGUUAUUAAAGACGCGGCGUUGGUCAUUUCGCAUGCGGGGGCCGGAACCAUCCUUGAGGCUUUGGAGUUUAAGAGGCCCUUAGUCGUCGUGCCCAACCGCGCCCUCAUGUCGGAUCACCAGCUGGAGCUUGCAGAGGCUCUAAAUGCGGCGCGGUACCUCUUCUGUGUUCAGGUGGGCGAUAUCUGUCGCGAGCUGCAGACGCUCGACUUCAGCGCACUCCGCGUGUUCCCUGGAACGAAUGCAGCUGCGUUGCGAGACGCACUUCUACCGCUUUUGGCAGCGGGGGAUUUUAGUUCCAGUGACACAUUAAAGUAG
Molecule: messenger RNA, 1107 nt
Organism: Trypanosoma rangeli
Lineage: Eukaryota; Euglenozoa; Kinetoplastea; Trypanosomatida; Trypanosomatidae
Product: glycosyltransferase family 28 protein
Exons: 1
Coding region: 1-1107 (368 amino acids)
Biological process (GO): dolichol-linked oligosaccharide biosynthetic process
Molecular function (GO): hexosyltransferase activity
Source: RefSeq, a predicted model, not a curated record